Centrocercus urophasianus (Greater sage-grouse) is the source of this 1086-nucleotide messenger RNA. RefSeq names its product chondroadherin (gene CHAD). Bases 1 to 1086 code for a protein of 361 amino acids. Gene Ontology annotation, molecular function: protein binding. The transcript is spliced from 3 exons. Gene Ontology annotation, cellular component: extracellular matrix. The record is from RefSeq and is a predicted model, not a curated record. Lineage: Eukaryota; Metazoa; Chordata; Aves; Galliformes; Phasianidae.
AUGAAUCGGUCAGGCUGCCUCCUCAGUGUCCUCAGCCUCCUGGCCUGCCUCAUCUCCGUCGUGCAAGCGUGUCCCCCGAGCUGCCAUUGCCACGGCGGGGACCUGCAGCACGUCAUCUGUGACAAUGCUGGGUUGAAGAAGAUCCCCAAGGUGCCUGAGCAAACACGGCUUCUCAACCUGCAGAAGAACAAUUUCCCUGUCCUGCCGACCAAUGGCUUCCGGGACAUGAAAAAGCUGGUGUCCCUCCAUCUCCAGAGCUCACGGAUCAAGGAGAUCUCAGCCGGAGCCUUCAGAGGGCUCAAGAACCUGGUCUACCUCUACCUCACCGACAACCAGAUCAGUGUCAUAAAGCCGGGAGCCUUUGAUGACCUCUCUGAGCUCACCUACCUGUACCUGGACCAGAAUAAGAUCCCAGACUUAUCCAAAGGGAUCCUUUCCCCUCUUGUCAAUCUCUUCAUCCUGCACCUAGGCAGCAAUAAAAUCCGGGAGCUGAAAGCGGGGGUCUUCAGUGGCGCUAAAGACCUGCGCUGGCUCUUCCUCUCUGACAACUCCCUCACCAACCUCCUGCCCGGGGCCCUGGAGGACGUUGAAAAUCUCGCUGUCCUCCACCUGGACAAGAACCAGCUGAGCAGCUAUCCUGUGAGCGCCAUGAGCAAGCUGAGAGUGCUGGAGGAGCUGAAGCUUUCCCACAACCCAAUCGAGGUGAUUCCAGACAACGCUUUCCAGUCCUUUGGGCGUUACAUGCAGACUCUCCACCUGGACAACAUGAAACUGAAAAAGUUUGCAGACAACGCGUUCGCCGGCGUCACCGUUCUGAAGGCCGCACACCUGGAGAACAACCGGCUGACGCAGCUGCCCCGCAACUUCCCCUUCGACAAGAUGGAGACCCUGACGCUCUCCAGGAACGCCUGGCACUGCAACUGCCAGCUGGCACAUCUGCGCAAGUGGCUGAAAGCCAAUCGCACCCGCACGGAGGACACGUGCUCCACGCCGGCGCAGUACCGGGGGCAGUCCAUCAGGGACACCCCUGCCCUCCGCACCUGCAAGCUGCCCACCAAGAGGUCCAGGAAGGGAAGCCGCCAUUAA